Messenger RNA from Moneuplotes crassus, 1800 nucleotides. The record is from the annotation of a GenBank genome assembly. Lineage: Eukaryota; Ciliophora; Spirotrichea; Euplotida; Euplotidae.
UAUAAGUCCAAACAUGGAAAAUGAAGUCAAACUUGAUUUUGGAAGAGAAACAAGGCAACGAGGUGGUGCUUUCCAGGUGAAAAGAAGCCGAAUGAAGCACUUCCACUCCAAAUCUAGCUUUACAUUCAGAGAGGCUGAGAGAAGGUAUGAAAAGAGAGUCAAGAAAAUCGCAUCGAAAUAAAGAACACCGGUCUGAAAAACUCAAAAAGAGACCGAAUCUGAUAGAGGAUUAUUUUUACCCAGAGACUAUUUCAGCUUGCUUGGAUCCUCUGGACCAUGCCCCUGUUGUGCAAAGCAAGAAUGAGGAAUCGCUUUCAUUUCUACCAUCUAAGCCUAAGGCAAAUGAUUUGGAAGGAACAAUGGCUUUGAAGGAAGUUUCUAAUAAUAAUAGUACUUCAUUCCUGAACUGAUCUAUAAUAAAGACUAUUAAGAAGAUCAUCAAGGCUGAUAUAGCCGAUAUUACAAAUUUUGAAAAUUGGGAUAGGGAAACCGAAACGUCGUACACUGAGAACGUCAUGAAUGACAUCAAGCGGUCUCGGAUCCGUGACAGUGAAGAUAAGGAUUAUAUCCUGGAAGACUUGUUGCUGAUAAUUAUAUUUUACUGUGAAAAUAACACAAUCUGCUACCAACAAGGCAUGCAAGAUAUUUUUAUCCCCUUUGUCUAUUUGAAAUCCGCUGAAUUCUCAUUGGCUGAAGUUUAUGGCUAUAGUAAGGGGUAUAUUGACAUGUUCAUGCCAAAUACUUUGCACUCCAAGUUUACAGGGACUGAUUAUUCUCUUCCCCACUUACAAUGCCAGCUGAGUCUUUUGAAGAUGAUGCUGAAGUAUCAUGAUAUUGAGCUACAUAACCAUUUUAGGAAUCUUGAUUGUGAGAUAGAGGCAUUUGCUACCCCCUGGAUCCUGACCCAGUUUUCGAGAGUUGUUGACUUCACUCUGAUUUAUGAACUCAUAGAGAUCAUUCUUUUCGAGAAUGAUCAAUUAAUGGCCCUGUACAUGUCAGUUGCUCUCUUGCUUAGUUUUAAAAAUGAGAUACUUGAAUGUGAUGCUAUUGAGAUGCUCCUCCCACUGCUUCAGAAGAGAGCAAAAGUUCUGAAUGCUAAGGAAUUGUGUGAAUUGUACUAUAAAUCAGUGGCUAUUCGGUCACAAACCCCGCUGUCUCUGGCCAUCCUGAUCCAUAAACUUAAAAUUAAUGACCACGCGGCUGUGAUUAGUUAUGAAGAAAUGAACGAGUUGCAGACUUUUGAAUUAGAUAUUUUUGUGAUGUACCCUGAAGAAGUACUAUGUAAUCAGAAUAAGAUUAGUAAUUGCUCUCAUCUUUAUAAUACAACCAAUAACGACAAGACCUGGAACAAAUUCCAUCUGGAAAGUUGCCAAAAUAAGUAUGUCACUGGCGACGAGCAGAACCAGUGUGCCAAGGAGCUCUCCUCCAUCACUAGCAUUAAUGUGCUUAAGCGAGACUGAAGCAACGAUACUGAAAUUGGCAAGCAUGUCGCUCUUAAGUAUAUCGAUAUCACGAAUAAGAAGAAGACGAAGCAGAUUUUUAAGGACUGACUCCAGAUCUUUGGUGUGAAAAAGCAGACACCUGAAGAUAUCCUCAGGGAGAUCAGUCAUGACCUUAAGAAAUAUAACAUUUUAAUCCUGACGAGUAAUCACAAGGAGAAGCUAGAUUCGUCAGAAAGAAAAAGGCUUGAGCAAACUCUUGAAAUCUGCUCUAGUCUAGGAAUCUCCCGUGUUUGAGUCAUGAAGGGAGGCAUGAAGGGGUAUCUCAAGGCUCAAUAACCAAUUAUUUUUGUUUUAUUUU